This is a messenger RNA of Neofelis nebulosa (Clouded leopard), 4914 nucleotides long. RefSeq names its product protein phosphatase 1 regulatory subunit 36 (gene PPP1R36). Gene Ontology annotation, biological process: negative regulation of phosphatase activity. The coding region runs from base 156 to 1442 and encodes 428 amino acids. The record is from RefSeq and is a predicted model, not a curated record. Gene Ontology annotation, molecular function: phosphatase binding. The transcript has 12 exons. Lineage: Eukaryota; Metazoa; Chordata; Mammalia; Carnivora; Felidae.
CAGCGCCGCGGCCCCUCUGCCCGCCCGCUGCGUCCGCUGAGCCCGCGGCGGAAGCAGGGUCCCCGCCCCCCUCCGCCCUCCGCCCUGCGGCCACGGUUGCCCAGCGCGAGCGCGCAGUUGCCUGGGCGACAGUGAGGGGCUGGCUGGGAGAGGCCAUGCAUCAGGUGACGGUGCCGGAGCUUUAUUCCCGGAGGAAGCGGGCAGAGGGACAGGGGGCUUCCUCGCCGGAGCAGUUGGGAUUACGAUUAGGGAUGUGGUACUGGAAAGAUGAAACCAGAACUCUUGAAUUCAGAAGUUUUACACCUGCAGUGGAUCUCAAGGAAAAAGGAAAGAAAGGCAAAGCAAUACACUUUGCUGAAAUUGAUGGUCCGGCUUCAGACAGGUUGACGGAUAAAAAGCUUGCUUCAAGAGACGAUAAGUCACUUAAAGCCUUAGAGAAGCGAGGUCAGCAGGGCAACGUGACGCUCCAUGAUGCUAAAUUUGUUGCUUUGUUUUUACUACAAGAUAAUGAGAUGCAGCGGAUCUGUUCCUUUACAACAUUUAUGAGGAAUAAGAAUCUUGACAAUUUCCUCAUGGCAUUAUUGUACUAUUUAUCUCAUUACUUGGAAAAAAUAGCCCUGGAAAAGAAACCCAAAAGCUGUAUGGUGGGCCUUGUAGAGAAGAAGGAGAUGGAAUUGGUUAUAAGGAAGUUAGAAGCAGCGCAGAAUUACCUGGCACAGAAGUACUGCGUCCUUGUCCUGGGCUUGGCAAUGCCUGAUAAGCAUCACAUGUGCUGUGGGAAGGAGAAAAGAUCAGAUACACAGAAAGACUGGAAAUUCUUUGAGUCCUUUUACACUUUCUGUACAUAUGUAGCUUGGAUUGUGUUCCGACGUCAACACUUCACAGAGAUUGAGGAAGAAAUAGGAAGGCUCUUUCGUACCAAUAUGUUCAACAUUCCUCGGAGGAAGCGUGAGGAGGAGGAAUCAGGAGGGGAAAAGAAACGCAUGACUUUUGUACAAUUCAGGAGAAUGAUGGCGAAACGCCCAGCAAUUAAAAAAGCCAUUAACAUGCGCUCUCCAGUCAUGUCUACUCUGCUGCCAUCUCUCAGAGAAAAAGCUCAGAAUAUCUUUGAGAAAAAGUAUCAUCAAGGAGUCGUCAAACUCCCGGCCCCGAUGCAAGAGCACAUGGAAAGUCUGGACUCUGUGCUCAUGCCAAACUGCCUGCUCCAGGGAUCUAGAGCAUCUGAAACAUCACUGUUGCAGGAUUCAGCCUGCCCAACCCUAUCAUCCUAUUUUGGACUUCGUUUAUGGCAUUUUGAUCGCCCAGCUGAUUUUUAUGCAAAGUUGACUGGGGAGUGUGACAUCCUCUUCCCCGAUCCUUUCCCUUUGCCACAAGCUCCGACUAAAGCAUGCCUGAGACUGUCAACUGAACAAAACGUGCCCUCGAGAAAAAGAACACACUAGCAAAAUGCAGUACUUCCAUCACGUGCAGAAAACUGGAAUCCGCUUCAGACCGUGCCCGCGGCGGUGGUCAGGCCUCCCGCGGAUCCGGCUGAUAGCACACUUCCUGCUUCAGGGACUGUGUUCUUCUGUGUGGCUUCUCUGAGCCCACCGCCUGCAUAAAUCUGCUGCUUUCUACCCAGACACUGUUGCUUCACUUGGAAAUAAUUAUCUCCUUCUCCACAUGCACCCUGUUCCCUUCACCCACAUCCCUUAUCAUGCCAUGAUAAUCACACACUGAAGCAGAUGUAAAAGGCACAAAUGGAGCAUUUGCUUGACGACUCGAGAGCCUUGUGUCAUUGCACACAAAGAAGAAAGUGAGGAGGAGCCCUGUCUGCCAUCGCAGGACUCACACUGGAACAUGUACCCAUUAAAGAACAAUUGAGUGGAUUUUUUAGAGCUAGAAUUUUUUUCCCCCAUUAGUUCUCGCAGCAAACCAGGAAGAGUGGUAGUUAUAGUUGCUGGCUUUUCAAGCCAGGACCCUAAGAUACAGAGCUGUUGUUACCAGUCUAGAAUUAUGUUUGUCUUAUGAAAUCGUUUGUGAAUCCACAAAUAAUUACUGUGCACCUGCUGGGCCAGGUUCUGAGAAUAUUACUCCCAUUAUGAGGUAGACGUGGUCUGUGCUUCUCCACAUGGCUGGAGCUUCUCUGGGCAGAGGGUGGAACGAGAGGGAGUUAGCAGGGACUGACUAGAUGGUUUGAGCUUUGUAGGUUGUAGGGAUUUUGUCUAAUUGGAUGGGAAUCCGGUGGAGGCUUGUAGUCAAAGGAGUGACACCAUCCAAUUUAUGUUUGAAAAUAUUAUUCUGGUUCCUGUGUGGAAGAUGGGCCGAGGUUAGGGUUGGAGGGAUGGAGAAUAGAGGCUGGAGGUCAAUUAGAGAUUACAGAGGUGGCCCAGGAGAGGGAAGGUGGUAAGCUGGACUAGGGAUGGAUUCUGGAUAAGGUAGAGUUGGCAGGAUUUGCUGAUGGAUUGGCUGUUGGGGAAGAGAAGAAAGAGAGCAAGGAAGUCUCUAAAGUUUUUGGCCUGAGCAAUUGGGUGUUUGGUAUUUCCAUAGGGCAGAAUGGAUGAAAAACAGGUUGAGGGAGAAAUCUUCAUUUCUAUUUUUAGACUGUUAACUUUGAGACGUCAAUCAGUCAUCCCUGUGUAGAUGAGUUGGCAUUUGGAUAGAGAGAUCUGGAGUUCUGGGGAGAGACCUGAGGUGGAAAUACAGAUUUGGGAGCCAAUGGCUCUCGGAUUGGUUAAGAUUACCUAAGGAGACUGAAGAUACAGAAGACAAAGGACACUCUACAUGUAAGAGGGGGCAGAGGAGGAGCAAACAAAACGCAGCAAAUCCCUUACAUGCUCCAGCAGCUCACUCCGCCUUCAGAAUGUGCCACAAGCCAGUGAGGUACGAAGAAACACAUGACGGAGAGAAGUCAUGGUAGACAAGAGAAAAGAGCCUGCCAUGAAGUAGGGGUGGCAGCUGGGCAGAAAUGCUGCAGGACGAACUGGUACGAUAAUAACAGAGGUGACUGCCAGGGUUGGGAACAUAGAGGUCAACUGUGCGGGCUCCAAGUGUGGUGCCCCCUUGAUGAGGGAGCCCUCUGCCAGAGUUCUUGUAGCAAAAGAAAAAGGAAACCACGAUUGGUCAAACUCUGGCAGAGUUUGUCGUGAAGGGAAAGGAAGAAAUAGCGCAGGAGCUAGGGGAAGAUGUGCUGUCAAGGAGGUGAAGCUUUAGUGUUGGGUUGUUUGGAUCUUUGGCUUUUAGGGAUCCGAGGUAAUAGAACGAGUCUGUGCUGACACAGGGCAAACUGAUGAUUCAGGAGAGAGAGAAGGCAUACUUGUAGAGAGCUGAGAACCGAAGGUUGGGAAGCGUAGGUUGGGGGUUGCCCUUAGAGAGAAGAGACAUCUGUCAUCACAGCAGGGAAAGCAGAAGGUGUGACAUUCUUUCUCCAAGUCUCUUUGACGCUCAGAGGCCCCUUGUGUGUGCACCACUUGAGCAAGGCCCGCUCUCUGAAUUGUCAGUAGAGGAAACCAGAGACCAAAAAUUCUCAGCCCAGAGGAGUGCAUAUAGCUAAUGAUGGACUUUCAGACAUCACACUGGAAAGACAUAGCUGGGCUGUGAAGAGUGUCUUGUUGGUUUCCCUGAAGCCACACUUUUUGGGUGAUCAUCUAUGCCAUUUAGGUAUAAGACUGGCCAUGGAAGUUGCAUCAUUUUUUCCCAUAGGAUCCCUUAACCAAGUCAUGAGUCCUCAAGCAUUAAAAGGAAUAGCACCUGAGCCCUGAGCUGGCUUCACCUCUGUAGAUCUUUUAAUUUUUUUAUUAAAAAAAUUUUUUUAUUAGUUUUCUUCAUUUUUGAGAGGCAGAGAGAGAGCGCAUGUGGGGGAGGGGCAGAGAGAGAGGGAGACACAGAAUCCGAAGCGAGCUCCAGGCUCUGAGCUGUCAGCACAGAGCCCAAUGCGGGGCCCAAACUCACGAACUAUGAGAUCAUGACCUGAGCCGAAGUCAGAUGCUAAGCCGAAGAAGCCACUCAGGCGCCCCACCUGUAGAUUUUAUUUUGUGCCCUGGCGUUGUAUUUUAAGACUAAGUUCAUUGCCCUUUUAGAAUUGACUCCCAGGGGAAAGAUUGUGUCUCCCAAAAAUUUACCAUAAUUACUUUCAUGAGGAAACAAGAAUAUUUGACCAAUCAUGGUUUCCUUUUUCUUCUGCUACAAGAACUCUCAGAAAUAAAUGUAAUGCUUGAUCACAAGAACUUAGAGUUUUGACCUCUUAGGUUUUUAUUUUCUAUUUUUAUAUCUUUUCUUUUGUUUCAUUUUUUAUUAUUUUUUUUACUUUGAAAUAAUAACAGAUUCACAUGCAGUUUUAAGAAAUAAUACCAAGGGAUCCUGUGAACUCUUUGCCUGGUUUCUCCCAAUGGUGACAUCUUACAAAACUAUAGUACAGUUUCACAACCAGAUACUGAUAUUGAUUCAGUCAAGAUACAGAACAUUCCAUCUCUCCAAGAAUGCAUGAUGCUGCCCUUUUAUAGCCACUCUCUUCUGUCCCUACCGUCUCCUUAACCUUUGGUAAUUGCUAACCUGUUCUCCAUUUCUAUAGUUUCGUCAUUUCAAGAAUGUUAUAUACAUUAUGUAACUUUUGGGGAUUGGCUUUUUUUCACUCAACAUAGUUUUCUGGAAAUUCAUUCAAGUUGUUGCUUGUAUCAGUGAUUUGCUCCUUUGUGGAUGAGUAGUACUCUGUGACGUGGAUGUAACACAGUUUAUUUAAUUCAUCCUUUGAAGGGCAUCUGGGUCAUUUCCAGUUUGGAGACUAUCACCAAUAAGGCUGCUACAAACAUUCAUGUACAGAUUUUGAUGUGAAUGUGAGUUUUCACUUUUCUGAGCUUCUAUCUUUUCUAGUGAAUUGUAUUAGGUCUUUUUCUGUGAAUGAAUAGUAUAUAAUCAUCAAUAAACAAAGGCCAUCUA